AUGAGACCCUUUCUUACUUUAUGUAUAAUAUCAAACCUUCAUGAUAUACUGGUUGAAAUAACUAGUGGUAUUGGAGCCUCUGGAAGACCAGAAAUCCCAACUGCACUUACAUCUAUCAGCAGUUCCUGUCUCAUUGCCCUUUCUGUCGCAAAGGGUGAAGCAGAACUCAUUCUUAACACUGUAAAAUGUCUCAUCAUGGUUUCUCCAAGUUUAUCUGAUCAAUAUAUUCAGGUUCCAAUGAAUUUGACAAUGUUGCAACGGAGUGUGCAGUCUGUCAUACUAGGAUCACCAUCAAGAAACCUUUGGUUGGACUAUGGGGUACCCCAUCAAUGUCUGGUGAACAGCUUCCCAGUAGAUUUACCAGCACAGUUGAUUACUGGACCCCAAGAACUUGUAAUACGUUCCCUUGUAUCUGACGGUUGCUUCUUGUAUGUAUUUACGUCCAGGGGUCUUUUGAAAAUCGGAUCUGGGUAUGGCAAUUCUAUACGGCAGCAUGUGUAUUUAUACAAGCCAGAUUUCUUUGCAUCUGACCGACAUGGAUGGCUGGGAUUUUGUAAGGAUAAGUUAUACGUGAGAAUUGGACGGAAGAAAACGGAUAUUUAUGAGAUAGAUAAGGAGACAUUUGAAGUUAAAUGUGUGCUACAUCUAGAACCUGGGACACCAAUUGCGAUUGAACCAAAAUCCGCAGUGUUUUCUGACUCUAAUCGAUUGGGAUUAGUAUUACUUACCAAUUUUGACAAUCUAACCAUUAAAUUCUAUGACUUGGAUUCGACUUGCAACAGCCGUAUAGAGGGAAAUUCGAGAAUUGUAGAAUCUGUCAAGGAGCUUAAUGUUCAUCUCCUUAGGCGAACUUCUUUGAUUCUUGGCCGAGCUCCAUAUGAAGACGGAAUUUCUAGAAGAAUUACCGACCUUGAUGCACCAGUUGCUAUUCAGCUUGACGAUAACGAAGAUGAUCCACUAAUUGCAAUAAGCGCUGGACAAGAUUUUGGAUUACUUACUACAGCUUCAGGAAAAGUUUAUUAUACUGGAAAAGCAACCAGCCUGGGUUAUAAAGUGUCAUCAUCUUACAUUGGACGCUGGACGCUUAUGAAAGAAACAGUAUUUAUCAGGAAUGAUCAACCAAAAGUUAGAAAGACCAGAGUGAUACAGGUCGCUGUUGGUCAUGAAGGCGUCCACGCCAUACUGGUUCUUGACAAUGGUUCGGCUCUAUUCACCGGCAUCGCACGACGCGGCGAAGACGGUGAUGGAAACAAGAGACGAUCACCUAAACCUAGCCGUCCUAAGAAAAUAGCUAAGGCAGAGAAUUUCUACAUAGUAUACGCCGCUUGCAACUAUGGUUCUACUGCCCUGGUUACUCGACAAGGAGUUGUCCUUAUGUUUGGAAAAGACACACAGCAUUGCGAUUCUGCUGGAAUAGUGACCGGUUUGAGGCACGAAAGGAUCGUACAGGUUGCCUUAGGAAAGGCUCAUGCAGUGGCAUUAACAAACUUGGGUCAGGUUUAUAGUUUUGGUAUCAAUAAUAAAGGACAAUGCGGACGAGAAUUUGGUUACACAAAAGAAAAACCAUAUCCACCACGUAAAUCGUCGUCAAGAGACGAGCCAAAUAUUUGCAGCGAUCAACAUACUUGGUUGACUGAUUAUUGUCGCAUUUGCGUUAAUUGUCGGGAAUGCACUGGUUUCGCUGGGAACUGUAGUUGUGCAGCCUUGCCGAACCGAAUCCCUGGAGAAAAAUGCGGGUGCGGUGAAGGUGAGAGUGGUUGUAGUACGUGUGGCAUUUGCCGCCGUUGCGCGGAGGUUGCUGCUAUGACUCGCGAUCGUAUACCCGAUAGUGAGGACGAUAUAUCAGUAUAUGAUAUCGCUAGUACAUCCGAACAAGUUGUAGACGAUGAAAUAAAAUACAUGCAGUAUGAAGCUCAUUGUUCCAAAGAUGAGGGUGAGAAAGAUGCUGGGUUCAAAGGGAGUAGCUUGUCACCAGCGCGUAUACCUUUACCCGGAGGGCAUAAGAUUGAAGCGAUAGCUUGCGGCCUACAUCAUACAGUUUUGAUGACUCAUAUGGGUGACAUUCUAACCUUUGGUUCGAAUCAGUUUGGUGCUUUGGGUGCAGGGGAUACUUCACCCCAUCACAGAAUCAUACGCGUCAGGGUUCCUAGGGCUUCAGCUAUCGCGGCUGGCAGUAAUCAUACCGCCGUUUUGACCAGGGACGGGGAGUUAUAUACAUUUGGAAAUUACCAGAAAGGUGCGUUAGGCCGGCCACGUAUUGAGGAACCAAGAACUGAUAGAUGCCCGAUUUGGUACGCGACCCCUGGAAGAGUACCGCGAUUAGGCCCCAAAUAUAAUUGCAAAGCAGUUUCGGUCUCCGCAUCUGGAGAUCAAACUUUUGUACAGGUUUCGCAAGCUGUGUUAAAAACAGAUACACUAUUCAGCGCAACGAUAACGGCAAAUAAAAACACCAUAAUUAUACUGCCCAAUAGACCGGAACAUACAUUCAAGUGCGUAACAAUCUGUAAAAGCGAUGGCUCCUGUUACCCAUGGUCUGGUCCUGAACAAGUGGACUUUGUCAACACUUUAGCCUGUCUCGAUCCUUUGUAUGACGUAUUAUGGUGUUACCAGCCCCAAAUGAGAGUGAUGAAAUCUUACAACAUACAGGCCUUUGACGCGCAUAAACUGCAAAGAUGCUGCAAAAAUGACCCUGAAGGCUUCAUAAAUGACAUGGACUUUGAAUAUCCCCAUUAUGGUAUAAUGCGUAGGCUAGAAGAAUUUAAAAACCUCGAAAAUUUUGAAUGGAUCAGUAACAGUGAUGAUCGCCCAGCAGAUGGUGUUGCCAUCGCUAAUAUAUCAAUUCUAAACCAAGAUCUUGCUUUGCCUUGCGCCAAAGAUUGCUCCGUUACAAGAAUACACGCAGCUCUACAUUUACUUGGAUGUUUAGAUUCCCUGUUAUAUGCACAUGACAACAGGCUGUCGCAAGUGGAGUGUAAGAGAGACAGCUUAUCGAUGCCCAUUUCGCCGCUGAGAGAGGAUUACUUAACGGUCAAUCGCUUCGAAAGUCACGGCGGUGGUUGGGGUUACUCAGGACAUUCUAUUGAAGCAAUCCGUUUUAUGAGCGACACUGACAUCUUACUCGGUGGUUAUGGUCUCUUUGGUGGGCGUGGAGAGUAUACGGCCAAAAUUAAACUAAUUGAUAUCGGCACGGAAGGAGGAGAUCAGGAAGGUGAUGGAGAUGUUCUCGCAGAGACCGGAGAAAUUCCAUACGAAUGUGCACCAAGAGACAAAUUUCCUAUACUAUUUGAAACGCCCAUUGUACUUGCGGCACAACGAUGGUACGUAGCCUGGACGUGCAUUAACGGUCCGUCAUCAGAUUGCGGUUCAACGGGCCAAGCGAUCGUUAUUAAUGAUGAUGUUGGAUUUCACUUCAAGACAUCAAAGAAGUCGAAUAAUGGAACCGAUGUCAAUGCGGGCCAAAUACCCUGCCUCCUUUACAACGUAAUUAACCAUGAACAUGUGCCGAAACGACGCAAAGAUCCCGGCGAACCCGUUACUAUUCUUUCAAAGAACAUCUCGAGAAAAGUAACAGUUGCCUGCUUCAAAUGCCUGAUAACACUACUUCAGUGGAGUUGGAGCACAUUCAAGGAGUUACUCCUGGAUACAAACGGACAAAUACCUAUAAAUUACCAGAAACUAACAAUUAUGAAGCACCAGAAGCGCUUGGUGUACGUGAUUCGAGCGUGCUUGAGGCUCGUUAAGACGUAUGUCAAUGAGAUAUAUCCACAGAAUAACAGGAAACGCAAUUCCCAAGAGUACCUGGCGUAUGUUGAAACAAUAGCAGACAUUCGGAAUUUGAUCCAAGCGAUCAUGGCUGAUCAAACGCCCACUUGUUCUAUGUUGCCUCGUAAGCCGGGCCGGAAUAAGUCCCAACGUGUAUGUUACGUGCAAUUCGCUUUAGAGAUGACAAAUGCGAUAUUAAAGGAAGCCCAUGAAACCGUGACCGCAUGCUUUCAUGCGUUUUUCCCGACUCCGAUUUUGAAAUGGCAUCACCUAUGUUCGCUGCUAUAUAAUGUCUCGGAUGGCAUAGUACCAGCCUCACAGAUACGUGAACUGACAUCUACAUGUGCUGCAAUGUGUGGGUUUCGAAGUCUUCGUGACGUGUUACAAUAUAUUGUUCCCGUUACACAAAGCUGUAUCAUGCUUAAUGAGAUGAGGAAAGAAAGUAGGGUGGUAAAAGAUGUUCCAAGUAAAUCAGCCACCGUGCCCCGUUCAGCACAUUCUCAACAUUCUCCGAAGCCACCGCCGAUUCCCCCGCGGGCUAAUCGAGAAGCAAGGCAACAUAAUCCCGCUUGGAAGUCCAAUCAUACAGACUGGCAUCUUUUGGAUAUAAUUCCGAAAUUACUGGAUAUGGUAAUGCUACCAAUUAAAGAUCAGAUGAUGACACGGCAAUGUGGACAGCCCCACGACCAUGGCGAGAUACAGCAGAAUGAUAAACUCGCUGACUACUGCUGCAAAUUUAUUGUGAGAAUAAUCGCUGAAUUGGCGUUUAGUUCAAAAAAUAUUAAGGAGGACACAGAUACAGCUGCAAUAAAGCAUCUUAUUACUCCAUCACGAUUUAUUCGUGUGAAUCCGAGCCGUUCCUGGAAUACUAGCAAUGGUAGUCCGGAUGCCAUCUGUUUUAACAUUGACCGCCCGGGUAUUGUCUUAGUCGGUGCUUGUGUCUAUGGCGGCCCGGGUACCUUUGAGUAUACCCUGGAAUUGCUUCACGAUGUUCGGCUACGGACUGUGAGUGAAGAGGCGCGAUCAUCGCAUUGCUGGAUAAGUGUUGAGGUCGUUCACGGUUCAUUUUCCGCUGCUGACUGCCAACAUGAUAUGGUACAGAUUAAAUUCGAUAGACCUGUACCUUUAAAAGAAGAUCUUCGCUAUGCUUUACGAUUCUGUAAUAAUGGUGGUCGUACUGCUAACGGUGACAGUGGAUUAUCCUCCGUGAAGGGACCUGAUGGUACAACAUUCACAUUUACAUCUUGUUCGUUGAGCUUCAACGGAACUACGCUGGUUCGGGGACAGAUUCCCUGCCUCAUUUAUUAUGGGACUACAAAACCGACAAACUCUUCGGAGAAUCCUGAUACAUUAAUGGCUGCUCUCAGAGCAAUAACUUUGAAAGUUGCCUCAAUGGUAAUAGAACGAGGAGCCGAUCUGUUUUGCACCCUACGCAAUGAGUUAACGACAGAGGAUUUGCGCAGAAAUGCGUUUGUAUUACAACAAUCGCCUGUCAUAAAUACCUUGAUUCCAUAUGUCUUGGCUAAUCUUGAGGGAUUGGACGAUUCAAAGAGCGUAAUCCACCUGUUGGAAAUAAUACACAAAUUGCUGCCACAUGUGUCGGCUAUGAACCUACUGGUUCCCAGCGUGGAAGAGAUAAGCACUACCACAACAACCCAUUACUAUACAUGGAUAGAAAGUGACCAUCCAUACAAACAAGCAACAGUCUCCAAUAUGAGGGUACUGUUCCCAUCCCAAGUAUCCUGGAUAGUUUUGGAAAUGGAUCCUAGGAGUAUAACAGCUCAGCCUGAAGACAAUCUGACAAUUUACGCAGUAGCUGGCUCCCCUCGCCACAGAUGCCACUGCUCUAGCGAGUAUAGAGUCCCGGAUCCACCAUUCCGUAAGAGGAUUAUUCAACUAACUUCAGACACGGGGGAGGUAGAAGAGCUUGAUGAAGGAUGCUUAGACGCGCCCUGCAUGCAAUAUAACUGCACCUAUGUCAGCGUUACGCCCAAACUUUCCAAUAUGUCUGCUGAUUGGCCUCACAAAGGACUCCUCAUUCCUGGAAACGAGGUCAUAUUUUCUCUUGAAACGGCUUCGGACUAUUUAAACGAAUAUAAGAACGACGAUGAGCCGGACGAGAACCGAUUCGGUUUCCGAUGCCUCUGCGCCGGCUACGAAGACGCACCAUUUACAUCUCAACGUCAAGGCUUGGUGUCUUUAGAGAUGGAACUAGUAUAUAGUGGAGCCGCUUGCGCAUCGCGUUUACUAGCACCUGAUAUCGACAUAUCACCAUUGAGUUAUUUGACUGUUGUGGAACUUCAAAUGCUGGCGGGGACUGGCAACAGUCCAGGAGGCGAAGCCGAUGGGACUGAUGAGAGCGAAUCCAUGUUUCUUUACCGUGGACUUGACUUGCCUUCGCCGCCUUCUGUUCACAAUGUACUUGAUGGUCAAGCUUUACUGCGAGCGUGA
Messenger RNA from Pieris rapae (cabbage white), 6213 nucleotides. RefSeq names its product E3 ubiquitin-protein ligase highwire-like (gene hiw). Gene Ontology annotation, cellular component: nucleus. Bases 1 to 6213 code for a protein of 2070 amino acids. The record is from RefSeq and is a predicted model, not a curated record. The transcript has 33 exons. Lineage: Eukaryota; Metazoa; Arthropoda; Insecta; Lepidoptera; Pieridae.